Messenger RNA from Bombus pascuorum, 2922 nucleotides. RefSeq names its product tetraspanin-11-like. The transcript is spliced from 9 exons. The record is from RefSeq and is a predicted model, not a curated record. Gene Ontology annotation, cellular component: membrane. The coding region runs from base 870 to 1733 and encodes 287 amino acids. NCBI's taxonomy places the organism in Eukaryota, Metazoa, Arthropoda, Insecta, Hymenoptera, Apidae.
CGGAAGGUGGGAAGGAGAGAGCGUACCGCUCCCGAAGCAGAUGACGUCGGAGUUGGCAGCAUUUACCCUCGGCAGUAUCGUCGCGAUAGCACACGGCAGAAUUCUCUAUCGGUGUUUGGAGUGAGAUCCAUUCGAGGAGACUCGCGGAAACUCCGGGAGUUGGCACGUGAGAUCGGUACAUCGAUUUUUCUCGGUAACCAGCAUCUUUCUCCAACGACGCUCCGUCGAUUGCCGUGCGCGCGCGCGCGCGUGUGUGUGAGCGCGCGCGUGUGUGUGCGUGUGUGUGUACUUCGUCUUGGUCGCCCUCUCAGCGUGCGGGAACCUCUACGUGCUCGUGCUUGAAUUUAAUAACGGGAAACGGGAGCCGAAAGAAAAGUGAAGAAGAAAAUGAGAGAGUGAAUAGGCAAGCGUUACGAAUCGUGAACUACUUGUGAAUUGAUCUACAGAGAAGAAUAAUCGGAAAUUAGUUUUCCGGUUUUUGUUUCCACGGUGUUACUGGUCUUUGUACGCUUUGUUUCCCGCCCUUGUUUCUCUUAUGUUUCGAGUAGCUGUCAGCAGCAAGUAGGAGAAUCAACAGGACCAGCAACUGGCAGCCUAUUCCUCCGUCAAAACCUGUUUACACGAAUGAUCCCGCUGGAAUAUGGCAAGUAAUAUCAUAGAAGAGUAGCUAUGAAUAUUUAUGUGAAAGGUCUCGUUUGAGUAUUCGUAGCAUGCACAAUGCUGGUAUUUCGAUUAAAAACGGUUAAUUUUUCUUUCGUCCAUUAGAGGCGUGAGAAGGUAUAGCAAGCAACUGUACGUGAUUUUCCAGGGAACUUUAAUUAAUUUCCAAGCGUAUCAAUGACUAAUUCGAUGUCUUGAAAACGACCGACAUGAAGUAUUUGAAAUUCGUCCUAUUUGCGUUCAACAUAUUGAUAUGGUUGGCUGGGUGUACGGUACUGAUGAUAGGGGCAUGCUUGCUAUUGGAACCAAGCAAAGGGCACCUGUUAAAUCUUUUCGUGCCCGACGUCACGCCGCACGAAACUAUUAACCUGAUAGCUUGUAGCUUGGUCGGUCUCGGUUUUACGGUGCUGACGGUCGGUUUCUUCGGAUGUCGUGCUGCUCUCUAUGGAAAUCAAUGCAUACUGGCCACCUACAUGAGCAUGCUCGUGGCACUGAUCAUUACCGAACUCAUCACCGCUGCCGUUGGUGGACUAAUGACAUUUCGAAUACUUUCUGGAUUGGAGGAGCGGCUGAUUAACAAAUUGGCCGAGGAUUACGGUCACGAAACGACUAGCGACAUACCCUUCAGCCACAGUCUCGACUUUGCGCAAUAUAAGUUUAAUUGCUGCGGAAUACACGGAUACGGGGACUACAAUGGCACGGCAUGGUGGAGAGACGCGCAAAUUUCGGGCAACAGGAGGCAGGUGCCGCUUACGUGUUGCGUUUUAAAAAAUACAGAGGUAAAAAAUACGGGAAGUCCAAUGAGCGUCGUGUCCAGAGUGUUCAGCAAACAUAACGAGAAACCGUGGCUAAGCCCGAAACCAGUGGACGAAAUAGCAUGUCAAGUGGAAGACGAAGAGGGUCACGAUGGAUAUCGACAUAAAGAGGGCUGCCUCUCGAAAGUUACAAGUUGGUUGCAGUGCGAGAGCUUCACAUUAGUAUUCCUGGGUAUGGCAAUGGCUGGUAUACAAACAUUCGGUAUAAUAACUUCGGCUUUCCUUUGUCGAACGAUAAGGGAUAUGCAAGUGGAUUGAGAAGGCGAUGCCAAAGGGACAAAGCUAAAGGAGAACCAAUUUCCAGUUCCCAGUUUAGUUGGGUUUACGAGGAAAUCGGACGCGUUAUUUUGAUAUUUCAUUCGUUCAGUUUCGACGAUUUUGUUAUGAAAAUCGAUUUAAUCGAGGGAACAACGAUACACGUGAUAAUACCUGGACGUUUCGAGCAGAUUUCAUAAGAGAUUUGGCGAGACAUCCUCCGAAAUCACUGGCGAAAAGAUUUUUAAGAUUUUAUUUUUAAAAACAAUCGAUGGUUGCGACAUUUACCGUAGAAUAAUAGAAAGCUGCGCUUGCUCGAAACCUUCAAAACCAUUCCCGUCCCUUGUAUGCGUGUUUCAUUAUAAAAUAUCGUAGCGACCUCGAACGAGAGAGAAAUAUCUACGAUACUGUAUAUAAAACGUUAUUCACUCCGAAUACGAGAUACUCCGGUUUUACCAACUUUUGCGACAGGACUUUAUAUCGCGUUCUAUAAUGACGCUCGCUUUUGCAAAUCACGAGAAAAGCGAUAUUCUUACUGCGGCAUUCCUACGCACUGUGAGGUGGUAAAUUUUUGAUCACGGGUAAAUCUGUAAAUACAUAUGUACUUACGUGCUAAGAGCGGAGCGAGAAAACGCGGCGAGAGAAUCGUCUAUCACCCUUUUUUGCUUGCGAAAUUCACUUGACAAGAUCUCGUUUUUCACACCACGUGGACGCCUGACUUAUACAUUGGCAAGCGCAUAUGUUUCAAAACAUCUUGUGAUUUUUUACUGGGGAAAUACACCAUCGAAGUGAGAAUGUACCCGAUAUCAAUAUAUAUACAUAUAUAUAUUGUGUGUGCGUGUGAUAGAAAUUCAUAAAUUCAUCUACGUAAAUACCAGCGCAAGCCGCUUGAGAGAACUGGAUGUAUAUCCAGAUAAAAAAAAAAAAAAGCGAGAGAUCUAAUGUAUUCUCCGGUAUAGUGUCCGCAAUGAACGUUCACGCAAGAAGAAACAGAAGACAGAUGCAUGCAUCUUACAAUAAUUCGUGCCAAAUAGAUAAUAUAUGUACUCUUACAUACCUGAUGCGACUUACGACGAGCUAGUUUAACUUUGUUAUACCUUUAUUUUCUGAUAAAAUUUGUUGGAAAGUAUUUGGCGCGUUCGUAAAAUAUAGCAGGAAAACAAUAAAAUUAUUGCUCUCUGUACAUAAAAUA